AUGGCACAGGGUUCAAGUAGACGGCUUGAAGAGCUGCCAGUGGAGCUGCUUGAAGCCAUUCUCGCUGCCGCGCCAGACAUUACGACCCUGGAGGCCGCCGCUAUGACCGGACCAUGUCUGUAUAACGCUUUCAAAGGAGCAGAAGAAUUCAUCGUACGACCAGUCUUGCUACGCCAGUUUGAUCCCUCCCUGAUUCAUGAUGUCCUAGCGACCCACGCAUCCAACAAAAUUGACCAUCAGUCAACCGAAGAAGUCGAAACCUUCAUGGUGCCAUACCUUGCACGCGAUCAACAUUAUUUCGAAGCCUCUAUGAAUUGGAGGCUCUCUGAGGCUCUCUUGAUCGAUCGACUCGAUGAGGCCGUGAAGUAUUUGGUUGAUCGAUUGGCUGCAGAGGCUCUACCAGUACCUUCUACUUCAGACAGCCAGAACCUCUCCUCAUUUUUACCGCCCUCCAAGACAGAGAGAAACCGGAUUAGCCGAAGUCUGUACCGGUUUCAUGCAAACUGCAACCUACAGCAAGAGUGGGACGCUAUAGCAGCGCGUUCGGCAGGCUUUGCACCAUGGGAAAACGAACAACUAUACAGCAUCUAUGACUUCUUAAUGCGCAUGGUUAAGCAAGUUAUUGAGGACCCUAAUCUUCGCUCAAAUUGGCCGCAAUAUAUCUCCCAGGUUUCAGAUACAGCCUUUCAUAACUAUCUCCAGUUUCACCUAUCAUUGGGUCUUACUCAUGUGCGGCGGUUCGCCCUUCAGAAUGAAAAACAGUUGCAACAGAUCGUGCACGUAACACGCGCAACACCACGAAUUGAUCAACAACUCAGUUUUCUCUAUAAUGGGUUACAUCCGGUGUCACGGUGGCCACCCUUGGAACAUGCACUUGGAGACUUCGAUGCCGAGGACGAAAAAAAGUACAUCCCCCAGCCAUGGUACCACGACCCGGACAGCGGGCCAGAAGACAUCUGGCGCUGGGCCCAUCGAGAUGAAGAGGCAGGAGGCUUUGUUGGUAACUUUGAUCAGGCUGUGCUCCGUCAGUGGGCAUAUGUGAUGUGGGAUCGAGGCCGAAUUGACGGAUGGUUUGUUUUUAUCAGACCGUGGGUGUCAACUUCUCGAAGGUAUUUGGAACGUCUAGGACAAGACUCAGAUGAGCUCCUUUCUGAUGGCCUCGAGCCGGAGAUGAGAGAGCGGCUCCUUCUUCGUCACCGUAGAAUCGGCCUGAAUUUAUAUGACCCAGAGACCUGGGCUUGCAGGGUUAGGACGAUUACGGGGGUCUCUUGA
Molecule: messenger RNA, 1272 nt
Organism: Aspergillus welwitschiae
Lineage: Eukaryota; Fungi; Ascomycota; Eurotiomycetes; Eurotiales; Aspergillaceae
Exons: 2
Coding region: 1-1272 (423 amino acids)
Source: RefSeq, a predicted model, not a curated record